UGAAAGAAAAGGCAUUGUGAGUGGGGAGAGGAGCCAGGAAUAGAGAGGCGUUAUCUGCAGAGCAGGAUGGAGGGGGAGACACAACACAGCAGACACACACACACUGCUGCAGCCAGUGAAUGGCAGAGGAGGGACGGAGCAUGUGUGACAGUGUCAUGUAACCAGGGGCAACCACACAAGCACACAGCUCCCGGGGAGGCAGCCAGUGGGCAGGCACACAUUCCCAACCUGAGAUCUGCCAUCAGACAGCCAGCUGCCCGUCUCCUUCCCGCUGCCUCCAUUGUCAGCCUGAAAUCCGAGCCGGAACCCAAAGGAGCCACAAAGGAGAGCAGGCAGCACACAGACCGCUCCUGGGGCUGAUCCUCAGGCUUCCCGGGGACAUCGAGGAGGAAGUGCUGGCUGCCAUUCAUGAAUUAAUCAUCACAACUCAGCAUGGGCAAAUCCAACAGCAAGCUGAAGCCGGAGGUGGUGGAGGAGCUGACCAGGAAGACUUAUUUUACCGAGAAGGAGGUGCAGCAAUGGUAUAAAGGCUUCAUCAAAGAUUGUCCCAGUGGCCAGUUGGAUGCGGCUGGUUUCCAGAAGAUUUACAAACAGUUCUUCCCCUUUGGAGACCCAACGAAAUUUGCCACAUUUGUCUUCAAUGUUUUUGAUGAGAACAAAGAUGGACGAAUCGAGUUUGCAGAAUUUAUCCAGGCUUUAUCUGUCACUUCACGUGGGACGCUGGAUGAGAAGCUGAGAUGGGCGUUUAAACUGUAUGACCUGGAUAAUGAUGGCUACAUCACACGAAACGAGAUGCUGGACAUUGUGGAUGCAAUUUACCAGAUGGUGGGUAACACAGUGGAGCUUCCAGAGGAAGAAAACACUCCAGAGAAAAGGGUGGACAGGAUUUUUGCAAUGAUGGACAAGAACUCUGAUGGUAAACUGACUCUGCAGGAAUUUCAAGAAGGAUCAAAGGCAGACCCCUCGAUUGUGCAGGCACUAUCUCUAUAUGAUGGAUUGGUAUAGGGAUCACCCACCACAG
Molecule: messenger RNA, 1021 nt
Organism: Nanorana parkeri
Lineage: Eukaryota; Metazoa; Chordata; Amphibia; Anura; Dicroglossidae
Gene: NCS1
Product: neuronal calcium sensor 1
Exons: 7
Coding region: 433-1005 (190 amino acids)
Molecular function (GO): calcium ion binding; calcium sensitive guanylate cyclase activator activity
Source: RefSeq, a predicted model, not a curated record